CAAAGUGCGAUUAUAAACAAUCCCAAUGCGACACAAUCGGUAGAGAUGAUCGCUGAGAUAGUAAGAAAUUGUCUUAGCAGCGUUAGCCAUCCCAAUCUGGAACAAUAUUAUUACGAUACAAAGAACAACAAACUAGCGGUCAGUUCUCGCAUCAGGGGAAACAAAAUGCUAGACAAGAGUGUGAAUCGGUUGAACGAAGCUAUUGUGUUGUACAACGAGAGUCUUUCGGACACGCAAGCAAAUUCGGAGGAACGGUCCCUAGCCUAUGCCAACCGAUCGAUAGUUUGCCUGCAGUUGCACCGGUACGAGGAGUGUUUGGCGAACAUCCGGUUAGCUCGCGAGUCCAACUAUCCGGCACGGUUGGCGGAAAAGCUGAGUCAGCGAGAAGCCGUAGCUAAGAAAGCGUUGGCGAAGGCCAUGAAGCAGGAUGCUAAACGGAUGGAAGAGGAUCCGAAGGAAGAACUACGGCUUAGCCAUCCGGGCCACGAGCACAUGCCACAUGUGGCCAACUGUCUGCAACUGCAACAGAACGAACAGUACGGGCGGCAUGUGGUCACCACUCGCCGGCUGAAGGUGGGCGAUGUGGUGAUGCUGGACACGCCGUUCGUGAAAACGCUGCAGGAAGAUUGCCGUUAUGUGCGGUGUGAUUUUUGUCACGCCGAGCGCCCAUUUACCCUGAUACCGUGUGAAGGGUGUACCUGUGUAAUGUACUGCUCGCAGGAAUGUUUGAGUAAGGCGUUCGACCAGUACCAUCGCUAUGAGUGCGGCGUCAUGCGAGUUGCGUACAGUGUUUGUGGAAGAUUUCCAGCGACUGCUUUACGCGCGACUGCCACUGCAAUCAGUAUCUUUGAUGGUGACCUAGUGGCAUUGCAAAACCAUCUGGAUGCGCUGGACGAGUCCCAGGUGAACGGAUUCACGAUGGACUGGAGGAUGGCCACACCGAAGGACGUGUACAGCACGAUGCACAUGCUGACAACCAAUCAAGAACGACGAGGUUUGGUCGAUCGUACGUACCAAAUCCUUGUUGCGAUUCUACUGCAUAAGGCUAUGGUGGAAAGGACUGAGUUGGGACCAAAGUGCAAAGCAAGCCCUAAAAUGGAUAAGCUUUUGUUCGAUCUGAUCCUGCGCCAUGCGCAAACCAUUCGAUGUAAUCAUCAAUUGUUAUCCUUUUACGAGGGUCAACCGGAGGAGAAAGGUUUCGAACAUAAACUAUAUGGUGCGGCUUGCUAUCCGUCGGUCAGCAUGUUGAACCAUUCCUGUGCCUCGAACGUACGGCGACUUAUUUUGCCCGACGGUCGCUGCGCUAUGAUCGUUAUCCGCCCGAUCGGCAAGGAUUGCCAACUGUUCGAUAGUUACGGGUAAGCUAAUUUAUUAUUUAUAAUUACAGGAAUGGUUACCAAAGUUCAUUGUAAAGUGGCAUACUUCCACCGUAUGGUUGCACGAUUCCACUAAUCAGUUGAAACAUAGUGCUAACUGCUUGAACCGCUAAUAUGCUUCGAACCCCAGUAUACGAGUACUUUUUUUUCGCAUGCUUUCAGAUUGCACCACCUCGUUGAAGAUCGGGUACUGAGACAAAGGGUUAUUCGAUUGCUGUUCAACUUUCAAUGUUCGUGUGAAGCAUGUACGCACAAUUAUCGUACAUUCAAGGAACUAUCAUUCCAAUAUGGAGGUGAUUUUACUUUGAUAAGUCAUAGUCAACAGGAAGGGAUUUACAAAACCUUAGCAACCCGUAACCGGAAGUUAGCAUUCAAGAUCAUGAGAGAACUGCAAACUGACUUAAACCGUAAGCAUAGCCGGUAUCCAUCCUAUGAUGUGUGCGGGAAGAUGCGUUGUUAUGAGCUCUCCUUAUGCCUGGUGUAUAAGUACGUGUCGGAAAAUUUCCUGUACUGUAGGAAAUGCACGGAUAUUUUGGAACUCCAGCACUUGCAUCCAGAAUCUUUGUCUUAGAGUACUUAGAUGAUCCUUCUGAAUGCUUUGUUGAGCUAUAUAACAUAAUUAACAGUAGAAAAGGGUUUGUUGCUUGAGCGAAUGAAUCUCUGUCGAACAUUUUGCCUUAGAAUGCUUAGAUGAUCCAGCUGAAUGAUUGGUUGAAGCAGAUACGUAUGAAUAU
This is a messenger RNA of Anopheles coluzzii, 2110 nucleotides long. Its product is annotated as SET and MYND domain-containing protein 4-like. The coding region runs from base 46 to 1362 and encodes 438 amino acids. The transcript has a single exon. NCBI's taxonomy places the organism in Eukaryota, Metazoa, Arthropoda, Insecta, Diptera, Culicidae. Gene Ontology annotation, molecular function: protein binding. The record is from RefSeq and is a predicted model, not a curated record.